AUGGCCACCUUGGCCUCGUCCGUCCCGACCUCGCCCUCGUGGCCGAAACGGCGUCCGAAAGCCUGGGCUCUCCGCUGUGAGCGAUACUGCUGUGCAGCUGCAAGUUGCUUCCCACUCGUCUUUGUCUAUGGCAUCACAACUUGGGCUAUAUAUGUUGCCAUCAGCAUCGGCGUCAAGCCAUCAAGGAGCUCCUGGAUCGGCAUUCCGAGUACUAUCGUCGCAUUUACACUCUAUUCCCUCCUGAACUUCUCUUACAGCGUCGCGGUCUUCACCGAUCCGGGGUCACCGCUCUCGACUCGCCGCGGCGCCGACCGUCAUGAAUACAGCGCCCUCCCACCCUCCGAGCACCCGGAGUUUGUUUCUUACACUGUGAGCUCUACUGGUGAAUCGCGAUACUGCAAGAAGUGUCAAUGCCCCAAACCAGACCGCGCCCACCAUUGCUCGACAUGUAAACGAUGCGUCCUCAAAAUGGAUCACCACUGUCCCUGGCUGGCGACAUGUGUUGGGCUGCAUAACUAUAAGGCAUUUUUGCUCUUUCUGAUAUAUACCUCUAUUUUCUGCUGGGUUGUAUUUGGCAUCGCAGCCGUCUGGGUCUGGACCGAGAUAUUGAAUGACACCCAGUACAUGGAUACCAUCCUCCCUGUCAAUGUGGUUCUCCUGGCUAUUCUGGGUGGCAUCAUCGGACUAGUUUUGAGCGGAUUCACCGCCUGGCACAUCAGUCUGGCUGUGCGAGGAACAACCACCAUUGAAUGUCUGGAGAGAACGCGAUAUGUAUCGCCUCUACGCAAAGCGUUGGACAGACAGCGCAACGAACAGGCACCCAGAGAUAAUUACUGGGGCGAACCGGAGGACACGCUCACCGGCCGACUGCAGGGAGUUGGUAAUCAGAUCAUUGAUGCCCACGCCAAUGCGAUUCCCGGCGUCACUCGCCCGGAAGAGGGCGAGGAGAGGCUAUCUCCUUUACCACGGCCAUCAGGGCCUCCAGACGGAACGAGCAAUCAACUGUCACCGGCUCAGCAGGCUCUGACUCGCUCAUAUGCGGAGAUGGAGCGACAGCGCGAGUACGAUCGGUACCACGAGUAUCAAAACGACGAAGACAACGAAAAGACGCCCAGUGCGUUCGACCAUGGAUGGCGAAAGAACUUGCUUCAUCUGUUCGGCGAUCGUCCGGUCCUUUGGGCGCUCCCAAUCUGCAAUACCACGGGAGAUGGCUGGCGCUGGGAGCCGAGUCAGAGUUUCCUCGAAGCGCGCGAACGUAUGCGUCUCCGCCGCGAGCAAGAAUCCUCCGAGGAGCAGCAGUACUACCGUGAACUGUAUCAGCGCAACUUGGACAAUAGCCAUGCAUGGCGGGAGGGUGCCGCUCAGCCUGUGCGAGCGGCGAAUCGUGCUCGCACGCCUGAUCGGCCACCAACGUCUGUCUCGAUGCAAACCCUUGCCCCUCGGUCUCCAAGGCCGAGGCCAGGUGACAGUGAUUUUGGAGAUGAAGUUGAAGGGAAUGGGUUAUUGGAUCCGACUCGUCCACAGGCCUCGCGCCAUGACACUGAUGAAUGGAGGGAUUGGGAUUAG
Messenger RNA from Penicillium olsonii, 1566 nucleotides. NCBI's taxonomy places the organism in Eukaryota, Fungi, Ascomycota, Eurotiomycetes, Eurotiales, Aspergillaceae. The record is from the annotation of a GenBank genome assembly.